UGUCAUUUAAAAGACUAACAAUCAUGAUAUGAUUAAAUACUUUCUUGUGGCUAUGGUUAUCCCAAAUAUUACUAUAUAAAAGCACAUUUAUUUUUGUAUAUGACUAAACAAAUUUUAACCAUGGGAAAAGUUCACCCCCAAGCACUAAUUUCCUCUACUACUUGCAAUAUUUUCACUUCAAAGCAAGAGACUUUCACCCUAUGGAUGAAAUCUCUAGUAUUGAAUGGAAAGGGAUGUACUGUCUUUGAUUCCAAUGGUCAAAUUGCAUAUAGAGUUGAUAACUACAAUUGUAGCCAUAGAAAUGAAGUCCAUCUCAUGGAUCAAAGAGGCAUGGUUUUGUUUACUAUACUUAAAAAGCAAUAUAAGUUGUCAAGGUUUUGGGAGGGUUACAAACUUCCUGCCACAAGGAAUAAUGACCAAAAGGGACCAUGCUUUAGAGUUUGUAAAAAUUAUAGCAUCUCUAGAUGGGAUUCAACUUAUGAAGUUGAACUUGGUUUGGACAAAAAUCAACCAUAUAAUUAUAAAAUAGAAAGUAGCACUUGCAAGUCAGCUUACAAAAUAUCCGACAAGUUUGGAGUCAUAGUUGCAGAGCUAAGGAGAAAGAAGUCAUCUUGUGGAGUUGAUUUAGGAGAUGAUGUUUUCACAAUGGUGGUGGAGCCAAAUAUUGAUCUUUCUCUAAUUAUGGGAGUUGUUGUAGCUUAUAGCCUUAUGAAAAGUAAAAUGUAAGUAUUUUGGAAGCAAAAGAGUGCACAACAAUGAUUGAAUCUUGAGGAAGCUAGCCCUUUAAUUUUGCUGGACCAAAUGUGUUGCUAAGCCCAGAUUCUAGUUUAAGCUUUGUAAAUGGCUUGUGGUGCUUGUUAUCUAACCAUGAUAUGAAUCUACUAUCCAAUCUCAAAAUGAAUUUGUUUAUAAAAUGUCUCUACAGCUUUUUAGUUGAAAAAUGAUUUCACUUGUAUUAUAAGAUUAAAUAUGGUUUUAAUCAUUGUAAAA
Messenger RNA from Cicer arietinum (chickpea), 990 nucleotides. RefSeq names its product protein LURP-one-related 11-like. The record is from RefSeq and is a predicted model, not a curated record. NCBI's taxonomy places the organism in Eukaryota, Viridiplantae, Streptophyta, Magnoliopsida, Fabales, Fabaceae.